Molecule: messenger RNA, 424 nt
Organism: Phoenix dactylifera (date palm)
Lineage: Eukaryota; Viridiplantae; Streptophyta; Magnoliopsida; Arecales; Arecaceae
Source: RefSeq, a predicted model, not a curated record
UUCAAGUUUGUUUUCUAGAAAAUAACUGAGGAUGGAAGGCUCCGCCGGACCGGCGAGCGGAAGCCUAGCGGCGGCGGCGGCGGCGGCGGCGGCGGCGCGAGGUUCGGAUCGGGCGGUUGCGGGGGCCUCCAAAUACCUCCCCAACCUCCCCUCUCGCGGCCUUUUCUCCGCCGAUUUCUCUUCGAACAUGGGUGGCAUGCGUGUAUACGUCUGCGAUCACGAUACAUCGCCUCCAGAGGACCAAGUUAUUAAGACAAAUACAACAAACAUAUUGAUUAGAGCUCUCCAACUCAGCAAACAAAGGAGUGAAUUAAAGGAUAUAAAUGCUAAAGCUCCAGCAGAGAGCAGCAAGGGGAAGAGGUAUGGAUUUCUAUUUGAUUUACUGGUGUUGUUUACCAAAUUUUAUUGAAUUGGUCUCUAAUUU